AGUCCUCCCCCCCCCCCCACCGCUCACUCUCAGAAGCCACAGGGAGGAGAAGGGAAAGGAGAAGGGGGUGAAGGAAACCCCGUCGUCGGCGCCAUCUCCUGGGCCCACCCCAUUGCACAGCAGCCCCCCGAGUGAGGAGAACGCCUGGCCAAGAUUCAUUCUCCCUCCUUCGCCUCCCCAGCUGACAACAUGGCUGCGGCCGCCUCUGCUGCCCAGGAUGAGCUGAAUCAGCUUGAACGUGUCUUCUUACGUCUUGGGCAUGCAGAAACAGAUGAGCAAUUACAGAGUAUUAUAUCCAAAUUUCUGCCCCCUGUUCUUCUCAAACUUUCUAGUACACAGGAAGGAGUACGUAAGAAGGUUAUGGAACUGUUGGUUCACCUGAAUAAACGUAUCAAAAGUCGACCCAAAAUUCAGCUUCCAGUGGAAACCUUAUUGGUGCAGUAUCAAGAUCCUUCUGCAGUGUCCUUUGUUACAAAUUUCACAAUAAUAUACGUUAAGAUGGGUUACCCUCGUUUACCUGUGGAAAAACAAUGUGAACUGGCUCCCACUCUCCUUACUGCAAUGGAAGGAAAACCGCAACCCCAACAAGACAGCCUAAUGCACCUUCUAAUACCAACCCUUUUUCACAUGAAAUAUCCUGUUGAACCUCUGAAAGCAGCAUCUCCGUUUAAUCUUGCUGAGAAACCAAAGACUGUACAGCUGCUAUUGGAUUUUAUGUUGGAUGUCCUCCUUAUGCCUUAUGGAUAUGUAUUGAAUGAAUCCCAGAGUCGCCAAAGUGUGCCAGCAGGACAGGGCUCUUCUUCAUCAAGUAGUUCUGGAGGUUCUGGUAUCCCUCAGCCUCCUCCAGGGAUGAGUUUUUAUGCAGCCAAGCGGGUCAUUGGAGACAGCCCAUGGACACCUGAACAGCUGGAACAGUGUAAAUUAGGCAUUGUGAAGUUUAUUGAGGCUGAGCAAGUGCCUGAAGUUGAAGCUGUCAUACAUUUGGUUAUUGCCUCCAGUGACACUCGGCACAGUGUAGCCACUGCAGCAGAUCUUGAACUGAAAAGCAAGCAAAGCUUAAUUGACUGGAAUAAUCCAGCCAUCAUUAACAAGCUGUACAAAGUGUACCUUGGGGACAUACCACUAAAAACCAAGGAGGGGGCCGUUUUGAAACCAGAACUGAAACGUGAUCCAGUCAGCACACGGGUGAAGUUAAAAAUUGUCCCUCAUCUUCUGCGUUCCAGGCAAGCUGCAGAAACAUUUCCUGCAAACAUUCAGGUUGUCUAUGACGGACUUUUUGGUGCCAAUACCAAUGCAAAAUUGCGAACUUUGUCUCUUCAAUUUGUGCACCAUAUUUGUGUAAUUUGCCCAGACAGUAAGAUCAAGCCACUAGGCCCUAUGCUUCUGAAUGGACUGACAAAACUGAUUAAUGAAUAUAAAGAGGACCCCAAAUUGCUGUCAAUGGCUUAUUCAGCUGUUGGAAAACUCUCCAGCCGAAUACCUCAGCUGUUCACCAAGGACCUGGCAUUAGUUCAACAGUUUUUUGAAGCUCUUUCUAAGGAAGACCCGGAUACCAGACUUGCUAUCCAGGAGGCCUUGUCCAUGAUGGUUGGGGCAUAUACUAGCUUAGAAGGAGCACCACGUACUCUUAUGGAGGCACUUGUGGCAUCAAACCUGAUUAAGCCCCAAGUCCAAGUACGUCAAGUGGCCGUAAAGUUUGCCAGCACUGUGUUCCCUUCAGACCACAUUCCUUCAAGAUACUUGCUGCUUUUAGCUGCAGGAGAUCCACGAGAGGAGGUCCAUGGAGAGGCACAACGUGCACUAAGAACAUUUCCUAGUAAAAAUGAAAAAGAAAGUGCUGGUAAACAGAUGCCUUCAUUCCCAGAAAUGGUCCAGUAUAUUCAAGAAAAGGCCUCUCACAGAAUGAAAACUCCUGCUAAAUAUAUGACUGGAACAACAGUCAUGCCUUUCAAUCCAGCUACUUUUGGAGAGAUAGUCCUGUACCUCCGUAUGUGUCUUGCUCACAGUGCUGGUGUGGUGCCCACUUCUCAGAGCUUAGCAGAUAUGCAGGAUCAUGCCCCUGCCAUUGGACGUUAUAUAAGGAACCUCCUGUCUGGACAUGUCAUAACCACCUCCUCCUCCUCUUCUUCCUCCUCGAAGGGUGGCGAAAGCAACCCUGUACAGAUCUAUAUAAGUCUCCUUCAACAGCUGCUUUCUGGGGUUGGAGGUUUGCCAGUGAUGUACUGCCUGUUGGAGGUUGUUUCAGUCUAUCCUGAGAAACUAGCUGCAAGAUUUGUAGACAAAAUGGAUUGGAUAAAGACCCUUAUGAAUACCAAUAAAGAAGAAAUGAGGGAGCUGGCUGCUCUGUUUUAUUCAGUAGUGUUGUCAACAGUGUCAGAAAAUGAAUUUAAAACUUCAGUUCAGCACCUAAUAAAAACAGCCAAGGAUAAUCAUAAUUUAGAGAUGCAGCAUGGUUCAUUGUUGGCUCUAGGAUUCACAGUGGGACGGUAUUUAUCCAAGAGAAAAACAAGGAUGGUAGAACUGCAUGACCUAGAAGAUCCAAAUACCAUUGUUGUGCCAGAACAAGACCAACUGAUAAAAUCAACAACAGAAACUAUAGGUUCUUUUUUGGAUAGUACCUCACCACUUUUGGCAGUAGCUGCUUGUACAGCACUGGGAGAAAUUGGCAGGAAUGCCCCUCUCCCCAUCCCCAAUGAUGGCACUGGAUUUACAAAGCUCCAUCUUGUUGAAAGUUUACUAGCCCGAAUUCCUUCUAGCAAGGAGACCAAUAAGAUGAAAGAACGAGCUAUACAAACACUAGGUUACUUUCCAGUGGGGGAUGGAGACUUUCCUCACCAGAAACUACUCCUGCAAGGAUUAAUGGAUUCUGUGGAGGCCAAGCAAAUUGAACUGCAGUUCACUGUUGGUGAAGCGAUUACCAGUGCUGCAGUUGGAACCAGCUCUGUAGCUGCCCGAGAUGCAUGGAUGGUAGCUGAAGAAGAAUAUACCCCACCUGUUGAUGUGAAGGUUAAUGAUGUGGUUCCCUGGGUCUUGGAUGCCAUUUUGAAUAAACACAUUGUCAGUCUCAACCCUCACAUAAGACAAGCUUCAUGCAUCUGGCUUUUGUCUUUGGUGAAAAAGCUGAGCACUCACAAAGAAGUUAAGUCUCAUCUCAAAGAAAUUCAGUCUGCAUUUGUAUCCAUUCUGUCUGAGAGUGAUGAACUCAGUCAAGAUGUGGCUUCCAAAGGCCUUGGUUUGGUAUAUGAGCUUGGGAAUGAACAAGAUCAACAGGAGCUGGUUACUACUCUUGUUGAAACACUUAUGACUGGGAAAAGAGUCAAGCAUGACGUGACUGGGGAAACUGUGAUGUUCCAGGGAGCAGGGCUUGGCAAGACUCCAGAUGGCCAGGGUCUUUCUACUUACCAGGAGCUUUGUUCACUUGCUAGUGAUCUCAACCAGCCAGAUUUGAUAUACAAGUUCAUGAAUUUGGCUAAUCAUCAUGCAAUGUGGACCUCUCGAAAGGGUGCAGCUUUUGGUUUUAAUGUGAUAGCUACCAAAGCUGGGGAACAGCUGGCUCCUUUCUUGCCCCAGCUUCUGCCUCGCCUGUAUCGUUACCAGUUUGACCCCAACAUUGGGAUACGGCAAGCGAUGACUAGCAUUUGGAAUGCACUAGUGACAGACAAAUCUGCAGUGGACAAAUAUAUGAAAGAAAUCCUUGAUGAUUUAAUAAGCAACCUGACCAGCAAUAUGUGGCGGAUUCGAGAGUCUAGCUGUCUUGCACUGAAUGACCUGCUCAGAGGAAGACCCUUGGAUGACAUUAUUCAUAAGCUUCCUGAAAUAUGGGAAACUCUCUUUAGAGUACAAGAUGAUAUAAAGGAAUCUGUACGAAAGGCAGCAGAAUUAGCCCUGAAAACACUAAGUAAGGUGUGUGUGAAGAUGUGUGACCCAUCUAAAGGAGCUGCAGGCCAGAGAACAAUAGCUGUACUGUUGCCAUGCCUUCUUGAUAAAGGAAUGAUGAACACGGUGACUGAAGUGCGGACCCUGAGCAUUAACACCCUGGUGAAGAUCAGCAAAAGUGCUGGGGCCAUGCUCAAACCACAUGCUCCCAAACUCAUUCCAGCUCUGUUGGAGUCACUGAGUGUCCUGGAGCCUCAGGUUUUGAAUUACUUGAGCUUGCGUGCUACAGAACAGGAAAAGGCUGCAAUGGAUACAGCAAGACUAAGUGCUGCUAAAUCCUCCCCCAUGAUGGAAACUAUCAAUAUGUGCUUGCAGUAUCUGGAUGUGUCUGUCUUGGGUGAGCUGAUUCCUAGGCUGUGUGAGCUGACCAGGAGUGGAAUAGGCAUCGGCACUAAGGGUGGCUGUGCUAGUGUAAUUGUAUCACUUACCACUCAGUGUCCCCAAGACUUGACACCAUAUUCAGGCAAACUCAUGAGUGCUUUGCUCAGUGGACUAGCUGAUCGCAACAGUGUGGUGCAAAAAUCUUUUGCUUUUGCCAUGGGACAUCUAGUUCGGACUUCACGGGACACCAGCACAGAUAAAUUACUGCAGAAACUGAACAAUUGGUAUAUGGAGAAAGAAGAACAAGUCUAUAAAACAGCCUGUGCGUUAACUAUACAUGCUAUUGGGCGCUACAGCCCAGAUGUACUGAAGAAUCAAGCCAGACAUGUUUUGCCCCUGGCCUUUCUUGGGAUGCACGAAGUCCCUGAGGAAGAAAAAGGAGAGAAGGAGGAUGGCAACCUGUGGACUGAAGUAUGGCAGGAAAAUGUGCCUGGCACCUAUGGAGGAAUAAGGCUCUAUAUGGAAGAAUUGAUAGCAAUCACGCAGAAAGCUUUGCAGUCCCAAUCUUGGAAGAUGAAAGCUCAAGGAGCAGCUGCCAUGGCAUCUAUAGCAAAGCAAACUGGCUCCUUGGCACCUCCACACUUGGGCAUGGUGUUAACUGCUCUGUUGCAAGGUCUCUCUGGAAGAACAUGGACAGGAAAGGAGGAGUUAUUGAAAGCUAUUGCCAGUGUCGUCUGUUCAUGCAGUGUGGAACUGUACAAGACAGUACCUGACCAGCCUAGCAUUGACGAUGUCCUACAGGCCAUGCUUAAGGAGUGUCGCAAGGAGAACCUCAGGUACAAGAUUGUGGCCCUCCGGUGCACAGCUGAUGUGCUGAAGACCACACAGGAAAACCGGUUCCAGGAACUGACGGACAUCAUCUUUCCAUUAAUAAAGAAGAAUUAUCCUGAGAACAUGGGAGUGAGCUCGCCACAGAAUGAUGAUGAGGAUGAGAAUGAAAAUGAGAAGGAACUCCAGAUGGAAUCUCUUCUCUGUGCCUUCGAGAGUUUGGGCAAAGCAUGGCCUAGAAAUCCAGAAACUCAGCGCUGCUAUCGACAAGAACUGUGCAAACUAAUGUGUGAGCGGCUGAAACUCAGUACCUGGAAAGUGCAGCUGGGAGUGCUCCAAGCUAUGAAGGCUUAUUUUCAGGGGCUGCUGUUGCUUGAAGCAGAGCACUCAGACCCUGAGGCUUUAACAAGAAUACUUUUGGAAACCUGUUCCUCAAUUACCCAUUCUCUAGAGAAUAGAAGCUACACCUCCAUAAGAACUGAAGCCUUGUCAGUGAUAGAAGUGCUGCUCACAAAACUUGAAGAAUCCAAACAGUGGGAUAGUCUGAGCACAGAAAGCCGAGACCUUCUCAUUGGCUCAUUAACAACCCUGAGUCUGGAUAGCAGGCCGGAACUACAAGACAAAGCAUCUUUGUUAAAGAAAACCUUAGAAAAUCUUGAUUGAAUUGAAAACCAACCAAGUGCCAUGCAAAACAAAGCAAGCAAAAAUUGAAAGUACACAGUGAGCUCUGAAUAUACAGAGGGAAAGUAAAGAUGACUUUGUAGCAUGCAUCAUUCCUUGGCUAAAAUAAAGAACACCUUUAAUUCUGUUCCCCAUUAAUUUUCUUUUCUUUUUUAACCAUUUCAAGCAGUAUGCAAGCCUUGAAAGUAUUAAACACCCCCCACCAAAAAAAAAUCCAUAAUGAAUCAUUGGGAAAUUGUUCUGGUCUGUGUGUGAAUAAGGCGGGGAAGAAGAAGCACCUUACUGGUAAAUUAGUCUGGACAACACUUGUAGUGAGUACAUGAGAACAACCCCGGUUAAAAGAAUUAAUAGAGGUACUUAUGGGGGCACAGGAGAGCAAACACCUUUCUGUGGAGCAAGUAUUACUUGGUGUUCUACUGAUAGCACAUGGGGAUCCCAUUAGAAGGAUGUAAGGCACUGAUGCUGAUGCAGGUCAAGCUCUGUUCAGUCUGGCCUUUUGGCAUCCCCUGGCUGUGUGCUGUUUGUUCUGAGUCCCAUACUGUCACCUCACCUGUUGUAAAGUAAUGUGAAGAUUUGGGAAAGUCCAUGCCUUCCUGUGUUAUAGGUGGCAAUCAUCCCAGAUAAGAAUGCACACUGGAAAGCACUUUAAUUAGCUGCCUGGAAACAAGGGUGUAUCUGGGGACUUGUUUAAAAAGAAAUGAGAGGGUGAAACAGAGCACUGCUCUUCAUUCAACAUUUUUUGCUUGACAAUAGUAACAAAACCCUUGUCUAAAAUAGGUUUUUCAAGCAUGUUCUACAUUUCUGUAGAAAGAUUUCAUAGUAGGAUUCCCUUCCUCUGUAAGCCAUCGUUUGCUUUGGAAAACUGUAACAUUUUAAUAUUAUUAAGAUUAUGCAAUUUAUUAUAAUAUCAACUGCAGCAUCUUCUGGUUCCUAGGAAGUACUUUUAAUUUGCACCAUAAGACUUGACAUUACAUCCGUUAACAUGGAGUAAAAAUACAAUUGUGUUAAAUAGCCCUAUUACCCUGCCCUUCUUUUCUGUAUUUGCAAAAGCUUAAAAAUGACAUUUGCUCCAAUUUUAAUAAAGAUUUCUUAGUGAAGUUAAAUGUUCUUACAACAAUGCUUGUAAGAUGUUCUUCACAGAGUGAAGUUCAGCAAGACUUGGGGAGGUUUAUCAUAAUACAUAUACAAAAGAAAGUACUGUGUGGGAUCAGGUAUGCUACCUGCUAAUAAUGGGCAGCUUGUGGCCCUCCAGAAAUUUUGGCCUGUAACCUCUCUUCAUUCCUAGCCAAUGGUGAGGGAUCAUGGGAGUUGUAGGCCAAAAAAGUAGGGAGAGUCACAAGUUGUUCACCCCAUGACAAUUUGUCAUGUGUGAUGUUCUUGCAUGUCUGUAGCAUGUCUCACACGAAGAUCUAUAUACCAGGUAGCCUAUUGAUUCCUUCAUGAAAGUGCUUUCCAUUUAGGAAUUUUGCGAUGUAUGGAGCUGUCCUCUGGACAGCUGAUACAUUUUGGGACUGUUUCCACCAUUGGCAGUCCCCACCCAAUUCACUGUGGCAUCAGGCAAGGCCACCAAUGUUUCCUGAAGGAGGCAAUACAUGCAGCUGCCACAAUAAACCCUUCGCUAAGUUUUGAUUUUACAAAUUCUGACAGACCUUUUAGUGGUUCUCAUGAAGCAGUGAUGACUCAGACAAUUUUGGUGCAUCCCGAGGUGAUGAGCAGGAACGAUAGCUGUUUGAACCAGCAAAUUUUGGCGAUUUAAUCAGUUGCACAGGAAAGGAAAUUUUAGGGUUGCUUCAUGCUUAAUGCUUCAGAAAUCCUGAAUAUGCAGAGGGGCAUCAUGUCGUUACCUGUAUCCUGAGUUACAUGUCCCCUCAAAGUGGUGGCGGUGAGUGCAUGUUUCUGAUGACCCACCACAUUUUCAGGGCUGCUGGCAUACGUUAUGAACCAUCCCUUAGGAUUCAGCUGAGAAAUUGUGACUGGCAUGUGUGUUGUCAGACUCUGCCUGUUUGUUCAAAGCCUUGUCUUCUACCAAGCAUUUGUGGCUAAGGAAAUGUGAGGUGCUGUAAGCUGGUCUAAAAGAUUUUAAAUGUAUUACAGAAAGCUGCUUGUGGUUUAUGUUUAGUUUUGAGUUUGCCAAGCACAUCUGUAAAACUGAAUGUUUGUAGGCACAAGAUCUUUGCAUAAUCUUUAACAAAUUCCCCAUUUUGUGUCGCCUGAGGGUUUUUUUUUGUAUGAAGCAGAAUUGUCAAGUGUUGCUUUUUUUCUUUUUGCAACAGUCAUUGAGUGUUUUAUAGAACCCACAACAACUGUAUACUAAAUGUGCUAGGUCUCUGACAUGACUCUUCAGCAAGGGCUGCAGUAUUUUGAGAUGGGAUCCAAGUUUGAGUUUGGAACAGCUACUGUAAUAGGUAUUUCCAAGUGGAAUUUUAUAUUUACUGAAGACUAGAAAUUCCAGACUAAGAACAACUAUAAGAACUAUCUGGAAUGUGCAAGUUCAGUGAAUAGCUUCUCUGAAUAGCCUUUUAUCUUCCAAAUUUAGAUUCUGAACUUCUCAAACAAAAUGUGUGCCUCUAUGAGAACCCUACCUGCAAAAAGUUGACUUAGAGGUCAGAUACCCGUCCCUCUUAAAUUUGUUGACUUGAUCAGAAAAAAAGUGGCCUUUGGAAAGUUAUGUUUUCCUCUGAAAACAAUUGCACUAUAAAACACUGUUGCCCAAAUAUGGGUGCUUGUGCUGCUGUUUAAUGCUGCUUUGUAUACCUGGACUGAAGUGUGUAAAUUUGACCCUAUAGCACCCUCCUGACUUUACAAACUGUUCUCUGUUGAAAGAUUUCUAAUGUUGCAAGAAAGGUCUCCAUUAAAUUCACUACAUUGAA
Messenger RNA from Varanus komodoensis (Komodo dragon), 8636 nucleotides. It is a transcript of the gene ECPAS, whose product is annotated as Ecm29 proteasome adaptor and scaffold. Gene Ontology annotation, molecular function: molecular adaptor activity. The coding region runs from base 190 to 5748 and encodes 1852 amino acids. Gene Ontology annotation, cellular component: cytoplasm; nucleus. The transcript is spliced from 49 exons. The record is from RefSeq and is a predicted model, not a curated record. Gene Ontology annotation, biological process: proteasome assembly. NCBI's taxonomy places the organism in Eukaryota, Metazoa, Chordata, Lepidosauria, Squamata, Varanidae.